Messenger RNA from Dicrocoelium dendriticum, 1327 nucleotides. The record is from the annotation of a GenBank genome assembly. NCBI's taxonomy places the organism in Eukaryota, Metazoa, Platyhelminthes, Trematoda, Plagiorchiida, Dicrocoeliidae.
AUGUAUCGCGUGGUCGAAUUUCAAGAUUCUUCCGUUGCGGUGGUUCUGUCAUCCUGGAUGAUUAAUAGUGAGGAAGUUCUGUGGGGACGGUUAUCAUCAAAACAGUUACAGGAUUUCCUGAUGCACCGUCUGCCACCACCUGCGUCCGCUGUGACGUACAAAGUACGAAUACACAGUUGUACAGAUGAUUACCUUGAGGCUAAAAAUUUGGAACAGAGCUUGCUAACAUCAGCCGAAUUACCAUCUAGCGACGCAACGAUUCCAAUGCUACGAUGGGGGAAGCGAAAAAUCACUGUAAAAACCUUUCCCGACUGUGAGUCCCCGCCAAUCGCAACGCGGGGUACUGUUGAAGUCGUGAACUUGGAUUUAUCACCUCCACCACCGAAGCUGUAUUUGGAGGAGGAAUUAAACGACGGUUCUGAUAAAGAAAAUGGAUACCUAUCAGCCUAUCCCCAUACAUCCAGUCCGAUUCACCAAGACGUUGCUCAGCCUUUACCUGUUUGCGGAACAUCCUGUGACAGCGCACUGCUGUUGGAAAUGAAUGCCACAUUGCGGAACGUAAAUCGCGAAGUGAUGAAACUGCGCGAACGAAUGACUGCUGUUGAGUUGUCCUUGAACGCGCUGCAUGCACUUCAGGCGCCAAGUUCCAGCAACGCGUGUCCAUUUCCAUUACCAAUGGAUACAAUAGCGCAACUGUCAUUUUUAAAUAAUGCACUGGAGAACGCUGAGUUCAUGAACAGCAUGGUGCACUAUUUAUCCAACGUAAGCGGCCGGACAACCUCAGAAAGUGUGCGGAACGUCAUGCUUACUUGCAUGACUAACAACUUGGUCAGACAUGUGAACUGGCGUGGUGUGCAUGAGAAGUAUAAAAUAGCGAACACACCAUUCGCGAGAGCGGUCCUUGGUAUGUUACCUUUUAAACAACAUUAAUAUCUUCACCAGAUUCCAUUAUGAGAAAAAACAUACCAGGAUGCACAGAGCCUGAUAUUGUUGAUAAGUUACGACGCUGGAUACAACGAAUUAAAGAGCGUGAAUCGUGGAUACGAAAGGAAACAGAACGGUUAGCACUGGAAAAUUCCGCUUUGUAAAUUAUGAGAUCCAUAUUACACUAUGUUUUCGCGAACUGUGUUAUGUUCAUGGCAUGCAAUGUGUGCGACCGCAUUAACGUGCUUGCAGUGGUAUGGGAAGGGAGGAUAAUGCGGCUAGGCUUUACCCGUUACGGCUGGAAAUCGUGGAAAUGUGAGCGUGCGAAGGGAGGCGCCACGUUAUUUUUCUCCGCGAGCGCCCGAUGAGUGACACAAUUUUGUGCCACUCGGGCGCCCAUCGG